Molecule: messenger RNA, 879 nt
Organism: Marchantia polymorpha subsp. ruderalis
Lineage: Eukaryota; Viridiplantae; Streptophyta; Marchantiopsida; Marchantiales; Marchantiaceae
Source: the annotation of a GenBank genome assembly
UGGAUGGAGAGAGUUAUCGGACCGAGGGAGACGGGCUUACGUUGAGGUGUGGAGCUUUUGGGGAGCUGAACGAAGGGUGCCGGCGUAGCAGACAUCAGUCUUGGAAUUCGACCGCAUUUGAACAUGUUCAGCAACGAGGGGCGGCAGAAGGAGCGAACGGGAAAGUACGGCACCCCUCGCGUCGAGUAUCUUCAAGAAUUGGUGACCGAAUUCCAACAAACUGUCAGCGAAGAAGCCAAAGAGCAAAUCGUCGCCCACUUGGCGAACUUCGGCUACGAUCCCUUGAACUAUGAAUACCUGCGGCAGCUUCACGUGCUGGACCUGUUUCUGGAUUGCUUAACGGAACCGAACGAGAAACUAGUGGAGUUCGGUGUCGGCGGAAUUUCCAAUUGCUGUCCGGACCCAGCCAAUGCUGCCGCAAUCGUAAGCAGCGGUGGCAUUCCUCUGUUGGUGUCAUGUCUAUCGAGCGCAGUGGAGAACACCGUCCUGUCCACGAUCACCAGCUUAUACUACUUGUGUACCCCAUCAACCAGUAAAGAGAUUUUGGAUCCUCUCGUUGUCGAGGCUAUCCGCGGCUUUGCAAACUCCGAUGCCAAUUGCCGUUCCCGGAAUGUUGCCAGAGCGUUUAUUGAAAAAUUCGUCGACGGUAGAAGAUUGUGCUCUAAGUGAUCACACCCAUACGUAGUGGCUGCGUGUCCUACAGCUAGGGCUCAAGAAACCGUCACUUUCAAUCAGUCUCGCAAUUUAGAUCCGUCCUGGCUGAUACACGGCGGAGGAAGUUCAAACGCAUUGCCGGGCACGAACUGUAUUGUCUUCUCAAUUUUUCGAAAUAUGCUCCAUUAACUUGAAUAAAGAUAUAAUACAUUUUCUCGUUUGACC